GUGACGCCGCGCUCCCUCGCCACGUAAUUACAGGUGACGAUGAUGUACUUCUGCUGGAUGCCUGAGGACACAGACGUCAUCGUUUGAGCAACUUUAAAUUCUAAGAGGUUUUCGCCCAUGUUCCCGUCGUCCGGACUCUUCGCUGGGAUCACGUGUCCCGUCGCGCGGCGUGGACGCUGUCAGCGGCCGCACUGUUUCUACGGGCACGCGGCGGCGGACGCGUCCGGCCUUCACGACUCCUCCAUCGUGGAUUUAACAGGAGAAGAUUCCGACGGUCCUCAUGCAGCCCGUGGCGCUCCUGUGAACAGAGAGCUCUCAGACCACUGCUUCCAUGAGCUGGAGAGGCUCAACAAGGAGAUCGAGAGCGUGAGGCACGAGGUGGAGCGGGAGCAACGGCGCCUGUCCAGCUACACCUCGAAAAGUGCCGACAGGAGCAGCACGCCAACGUACGAGAGCCGGGGCUUUCAUGGACCGCCGUCGUCUGCAGAGCAGAAGAACCCCGUCCCAACAAGGAAGUACCUGGUGGACAACUCCAGACCAAGAACCGAUUUAGAAUAUGACCCUUUGUCCAACUUCUCUGCUGCCUUACGCUCGUACAGCUCUUCAGGAAAGAAAAGUAAAAUCCAGCAAGAGUGGAGAAGAUCCACGCCUGAAGCAAAAGAACUUGCUGCUCCAGCUUCUGGGUUUUCAUCUCUGGAGCUCCUGGAGGACGCCACGGAAGACAGUGUUCUGGUUAUCGACGAGGUUUCUGUGCCUGAAGACUCGAAUGGCCGGGUUUCUGCUGGAAGUAAACCUCCGCCGUGUGCGGAGGAAACUGUGAAGGAGCUCCAGAUGAUGACCGCCACGAUCGACUCUUCUCACACGAGCCUCAAAAACCUGGAGGAGACCCAUCGGCGUCUCGUUUGUGGUACUGCAGCCGCCAAACAAACCUGCUCAGCUGAUGGAACCGCAGGUUCCCCGGACCCGGAUGUUCCGAGCGGGAGCCGUCCAGCGCCUGAGCCGCCUGGCAGUGCCGAGAAAACGCAGAUCCAGCAGCCUCCGACUCCAGCUGGUCGCUCGGCUCGUGCUUCAGGUCACGGCGGCACACCUGGACGAAGCUCGGCGCCUUCGCCACGACCCAAAACGCCGCCUGUUGGAUCCCGGCAGCCCGCAGAAGCUGCUCCACCCGCGGGACGACCUCCCACUUCCACCGUUUCAAUGUCUGAAGAUUUGAGAACAGAGUCAUCUGGACCUGCUGCCAAAACUAUCAUCGAGAUCAACUCCAGCCCUGAAGAUGAUGAUGAUGAUGAUGAUGGAGAGGAAGAUGACGACCACAGGUAUUCGGAUGUGGAGCUGUCGGACAGUGACCCGAUGGAGGAGUGCUACAGGAUCUUCAUGGAGGCAAACAACCAGGACUAUCCUGACGCGUCUUUGGAAGAUGAUGCGGAGAAGCUGCAGAUAAAUGUGGGACUUCAGGCGUCUGCAGGGAAGAAGAGGGUCGCCCACGACGACAGAAACCCAGAGCAACCGCAGGCGAAGAGCAGGCCGCAGCCGCAGGUUCUGGUUCCCCUCCGGGAGCCACCGGCGCCGACGUACGGCGCACGGGCCUCCGUCUCGAGGAUCCAGCAGGUGCAGCAGAGGGCCUCCAUGCUGACGGCGUCGGUGAAGGCCGGCCAAGCUUUUGUUUCUGCCAUGACCCAGAGGAGCCAGGAAGAGAUCAGGGCGGCACACGCGUUGGCUCCGCCUCCGGCACACCUGCAGUCUGCUGCUCUGCAGCACGCUUAUGUGAACUACAUACCAGUCGGGACGGCAGUCAUCGAAGUGGGCAACAACCUGCACCUGAUCCUCCCUCAGGGGGCUUUUCCUCUUCCUGUUGCCUCCACCUCCACCCCUUCUGUUCUCACUCCGGUCUGUCAGGUGCAUCCAAACGCCGUCGGGCAGGCGUGCCAUCCCGCCGCUGUGAUGCCAAGGAGCCGUUCGGCAGCGCCCCCCGUGGUCGUGGCUGCUCCUCUGCGCCGGCCUGCGCUCACCGCCGCUUCUUCAUCGGCGUGUUUGCCCUCAGCCGCCCCUCAGCCGGCGGCAAAGACGGCCCAGAAGCCCAACAAGCGUAAACUGAAGCAGCAAAGCGAAGCGUCCAAAGAGAAAGUCCCGCACAACGUUCGCCAGCGCUACGUCAACAUGUUCACCGAGGAGUUCCUCAAGUCCACGAAGGACGUUAACGAAGCCUUUCAGAAGGCCCUGAGCGAAGAAAAGAGCGUCUUCAACCGCAGCGCAAACAAACUCAAGUACCUGAGUGUCGCUGUGAACGCCCUGAAGAGGCUGAAGAACCAAAGCGCCGCUGCUCCCAAGAACGAGACAGAAGUCAUCACCCAGAGAUCUAAAGGAAACAUCCCACUGAGCCCCAAGAAGUUCAGAGGAAAAGCAGAUGACACGGCUUUCUAUGAAAGUCUGAAGGAUUAUAUUCUGAGUGAUGACAGAAUGAUAGAGAAUAAUUAUCCCGUCCAGCACCCGGAGAAGCGGGGAUGUGCGGCCCUUUUUAACGAAAAGAAGCCAAACCCAGACCCCCUGAAACGGAUCUGCUGUCGAUGUGGAUCCACGUACUCCGUGAGCCAAUCGGGCAAACACGUCCGCAAGGAGGAGUGCAACUACCACUACGGCAAAGGGGUCAAAAACAAAGUGCCGGGUGGAGUGGAGACCCGCUACAGCUGCUGUCAGGGCGUCAUGGGAGCUCCGGCGUGUCAGCUGUUCAAGCUGCACGUCCACGAUUCCCUGAGCCUGGAAGGGUUUGUGUCCACGGCAGCCAGGAGCCCGUCGGAUGCGGCGUGUCCUGGGGUUUAUGCUCUGGAUUGUGAAAUGUGUUACACCGUCCGCGGCCUGGAGCUGUCCAGAGUCACCGUGAUCAACUCGGACCUCCAAGUGGUCUACGACGCCUUCGUCAAACCCGACAGCGAGGUCAUCGACUAUAACACCAGGUUUUCGGGUAUCUGUGAGAAGGACGUGGCGGGGAGCAGCGCCUCACUGGAGGAAGUUCAGCAAACUCUGUUGAGCUUCAUCAACGCAGACACCAUUCUCAUUGGACACGGCCUGGAAACAGACCUCUGUUUGCUGAAGCUGCUUCACGGGAAGGUCGUGGACACGUCGGUGGUCUUCCCCCACCGCCUGGGCCCCCCCCACAGGCUCAGCCUCAAACACCUGACGGCCGAACACCUCCGGAGGAUCAUCCAGGAAAGCGUUUGUGGCCACGACACUGCAGAGGAUGCAGCUGCCUGCAUGGAGCUGAUGCUGUGGAGGGUCAAGGAAGACGGAAAAAUGAAAAGAUGAAGCUCUCACUGCCAGAUUCAGAUUUAAAUAUGGAGUUUUGUUUUAAGUUCUGUCACUUAUUUAGUUAAAUGUGUCUUUUUUUGUAUGCAGAGGGAUUUGAGGCUUAUCUUUCUUUUUCAAAUAUGAGCUUGUAAAGUGGUGGGUUGACAAUUAUUUUUCAACUAAAAGCAAAAAAAAUC
This is a messenger RNA of Oryzias latipes (Japanese medaka), 3479 nucleotides long. The record is from RefSeq and is a predicted model, not a curated record. Lineage: Eukaryota; Metazoa; Chordata; Actinopteri; Beloniformes; Adrianichthyidae.